Molecule: messenger RNA, 1711 nt
Organism: Sorghum bicolor (sorghum)
Lineage: Eukaryota; Viridiplantae; Streptophyta; Magnoliopsida; Poales; Poaceae
Product: nodulation protein H
Exons: 7
Coding region: 476-1483 (335 amino acids)
Molecular function (GO): sulfotransferase activity
Source: RefSeq, a predicted model, not a curated record
CCCGCCUCCUCCGCGUGUUAGGUUGCUCAUGUGAUCUUGCUGUUAGAGCUGCCUAGUCUUGCUUGCCGAUGCUUGAGGCAUCUCUCAUCUGCGUGGAGUUCGGAGCCUUCCUUGGCGCGGCCAGCUGCGCGAUUCUUCGCACCCAAAUCUUGGUUCUGCUCUUGCUCCUCUCUGGCUGCCGAGGGUUUUGGGGAGCGGCUUGCUUCUUCGAGUUGGAGGCUUGUCAGAGCUGAAUCUCGCUCACCUUCCCUCUCUUCUUCUUGCGGGGGUUCUUCGCCAUUUCGGAGUUCAAAUCCCAUCUGGGAUCUCGUCGGCUGCUUUGGGCUUCUCCGUGUCUCGAGUUUUGGAUGCACUGUGACGCGUUGGCACAUGGUGAGCUUCUGAUGUCAGUUAGGAUUAAACAUGCUUCCUGGCUGUGCUCAAGUGGGAGAACAAGAAAUCAGCCUAGACAGUAGUUAUCUGUUGCAAGCAGAAAAUGCACCCUUAUUCACUUAAGAGUUCCAAGGGAGCACCAAUUCUGCCACGGCCAAUCUUUGUUUUCUUCAUUGCGUCAUUUGGAUUCUAUGUAUGCUACCUCUCCUUUAAUCAGAUAACACUAGAGAGCGGAAGAGAGGGGAAUAGUAGAGAAGAACAAAGGGAUUGCAGAAAGCCUUAUGUGCCACAUGAGGAGCUUAGUUAUGUGCACUUUCCAAAACCUACGAGUUAUAGCAGGGGGGAGUGCUCAUGUACUCCUGUUCGAUUUUUUGUAAUUGUGUCUAUGCAAAGAUCAGGAAGUGGAUGGUUUGAGACCUUGCUGAAUAGUCACCCUAACAUAAGUUCCAAUGGUGAAAUCUUUAACAGAGUGGAUAGAAGAGAGAAUAUCUCGUCUAUCUUACAAACACUUGACACACUGUAUAAUUUGGACUGGCUCACCAGCGCAGCGAAGAAUGAGUGCACAGCUGCAUUUGGACUGAAGUGGAUGCUUAAUCAGGGAAUUUUGGAAAAUCCUGAAGAUAUAGUUAGUUAUUUGAAAAAGAAAGGUGUCUCCGUGAUAUUUCUGUUCAGGAGGAAUACGCUGCGCAGGCUUAUAUCUGUGUUGGCCAAUGACUAUGACAAAGAUGCAAAGCAGUUGAAUGGAACUCACAAGUCUCAUGUUCACUCAAAAGAAGAGGCUGAGAUAUUAGCGAAAUUCAAACCACAUUUGGAUCCGUCAACUCUGAUUACAAACAUCAGAAACAUUGAGAAGGCCAUCAGAGACUGCUUGGACCACUUCAAGAGCACACGGCACAUGAUCCUCUAUUAUGAGGAUAUAAUCAGCAACAGCAAUGCAUUAUUCCAGGUGCAAGAGUUCCUCAGAGUACCGGUGAGGAGGCUGAUGAGCAGGCAGGUGAAAAUUCACACUAGGCCUAUUCCAGACCUUGUCAAGAACUGGGAGGAAGUUAGCAGCAAACUGAAUGGAACAGAGUUUGCCCACUUCCUUGAUGGUUCAGAUUAUGUCAAGUGAUGGAGGGCUGGUUAUUGGCAUUUGAAGUGCCCGUGAGUGAAAAACACCGUUUCUUCGCUGAAACUGAAACAGUAUUGUUCGCUGAUUUUUAGUCGCAAAAUAUGCUUUAGAAUUCUUUUUGUACAGAUGAGCUUGUUAAAAGGUGUACAACAGAUGACACACGUGGUGAUUUUUUUGUUGCAAAAUAUUACGAGUUUACAACAACAAUAAGAUUUUGAAUGUGGCCAA